AUGGCCAACCUGCAGGCUCCACUCUUGGCCGUUCUCAUCCUGCUGGCGGUGGCACUUCAGGGCACUGAUGCAGGCCCUUACGGAGCCAAUGUGGAGGACAGCAUCUGCUGCCGGAGCCAUAUUCGUUACCCCGUGCCCGUGCGCAUGGUGAAAGAUUUCUUCUGGACUUCAGAAUCCUGCCGGAUGCCUGGUGUAGUCCUGAAAACCAUCAAGGACAGGGAGAUCUGUGCUGACCCCAGGCUGUCCUGGGUGAAGAAGAUUCUCCAAAAGCUGAGCAAAUAA
Molecule: messenger RNA, 282 nt
Organism: Elephantulus edwardii (Cape elephant shrew)
Lineage: Eukaryota; Metazoa; Chordata; Mammalia; Macroscelidea; Macroscelididae
Gene: CCL22
Product: chemokine (C-C motif) ligand 22
Exons: 3
Coding region: 1-282 (93 amino acids)
Biological process (GO): neutrophil chemotaxis; cellular response to interleukin-1; positive regulation of ERK1 and ERK2 cascade
Cellular component (GO): extracellular region
Molecular function (GO): chemokine activity; CCR chemokine receptor binding
Source: RefSeq, a predicted model, not a curated record